Molecule: messenger RNA, 1300 nt
Organism: Vicugna pacos (alpaca)
Lineage: Eukaryota; Metazoa; Chordata; Mammalia; Artiodactyla; Camelidae
Source: RefSeq, a predicted model, not a curated record
GAAGUUGGCAGGGAGCUGUAGAUGGUUCUGGAAGGCCAGGGUGGACCAGGCCCUGGGUCCAAGUCCAGAAAGCAGCUUACAAGCAGAGAAAACAAGUGCCCAAGGUGCAUGCAGUGUGACACCAAGUUUGACUUUCUCACCCGGAAGCACCACUGUCGCCGCUGUGGGAAGUGCUUCUGUGACAAGUGCUGCAGCCAGAAGGUGCCACUACGGCGCAUGUGCUUCGUGGACCCCGUGCGGCAGUGCGCCCAGUGCGCCCUGGUGUCCCACAAGGAGGCCGAGUUUUACGACAGGCAGCUCAAGGUGCUCCUGAGUGGAGCCACCUUCCUUGUGACUUUUGGAAACUCAGAGAAAUCAGAAACAAUGGUUUGUCGUCUUUCCAGCAACCAGAGGUACUUGCUUCUGGACGGGGACAGCCGCCGCGAGGUGGAGAUGGCGCACGUUUCCACCGUGCAGAUGCUCACGGAAGGCUUCCCCCCUGGAGAAAAAGACACUCACACUCACACCAGCCUCCCGGGGAGCCAGCCCGCCUCUGAAGGAGGCAACGCGCGGGCCACGGGCAUGUCCCUGCACUACAGAACCCCAGGGGCAGAGGGCGUGACGCAGCUGAAGCUGACUGCCGGUGAGGACGCAAAUGGCAGCAGGAGGCAGGCGACAGCAUGGUUGGCUGCCAUGCACAAGGCCGCCAAGCUCCUCUACGAAUCCCGGGACCAGUAAUUCCACGCAGGCCAGUCAGCCAGCGUGGGACCGCGGCGCCCGCUCCCUGCGGGCACAGGCACAACCAGCCCGACACGUACUGGAAACGCAACUCAAGUAUUCGGAGAAACAAGUGUCCGCUUACCUAGUGCAAUACGUACACCGCUGAUUAACGCUCUCAACAGCUCGUGCUUCAGAAUUUGUUACCCUGUUGAUACUUACCCGGGGGUGGGAGCCGCUGAGCUGCACAGCUGCUAACUGUGCAGCGUAAGCUGUCAGGCCCGAGCGUGCGAGUGGGUCCUGGCCCCUUGCUGCUCGUUUUGUUAGUUCUUCUUCAGAAGUGGGCCGGCAGCGGAGACCCGGCCUGGAGGGCCCUGCUGCCUGCCUGGUCUCCCAUACGCGGCUUACAGUCGGCCUGAACCCGUUUUACAGGCUGUCCGUUCACUGCGUCACUAAUUUGGGGCUGUGCACACGCCUCUGAUACUUCACGGGGGGAAGGAGCAAGCUUUGUGUUUUGUACUUUUCACUUACUAUUUCACUUUAUUAAAAUAACUGUACAACAAUUUGUAUAUAAAGCUUAUGAUUAAAACCUAUUUUGAAAAUA